ACGACCACCUGUCGUACUUUGUCCUGAAUAUACAUCGUCACCCAUGCUGGCAUUACUUUUUGUGAACACAGAACACACCAUGCUGAACUUCCUGCUCCUACUUUCUGUGACUGCCUUUGUAAGGGUCCAUUCAUCGACCACAGCAUCCACAGCAUCCACGCCUUCUGCUGCGACCACCACCGCGAUACCCGUCCUUGCUGUAUCAACGCGUCAUGUGAAGGACACUAACGAACACAACAGCUUUCACUUCUAUUACGAUCACACAUCAGGAAACAUGCUUAUGAUCGGCCACUCGUCCUGCUAUGUACUGGCUCUAACUGACGCGGAGAGGAUAGCAGUCCACGACCCUGUAAACAUAGAGACUUUGGAAUUGCAGUUGAUGGCCCUGGUAGCUAAUCCAGCAUCACAAAGUCCAGUAGACAAGACGACCGCCCCUUCGUUUAUCACCCAUCACUGUCGUCACCGGAAUGUCUUCAAUCUGACUCGGGCAUAGAUACUUUACUGUGACGUAGCUGUAUUGAUGGAAAUUCAAUUCAAUUAUCUCUUAAUAAUAAAUUGAUACGGAUCACAUAUUUAAGGACUGCACGCGCCCUACGUCAUUGUUAUCAUAUUACAGACAUGAGGGUUGAUUGAUAACUUCUGAGCCACACAUAGUUAAAAUUUCGGGAAUAGUGAAAUCUUUUGUUUUCUACGUUACCUCAUAAGCACAGGAGUCUCUAAUGUAAACUGGGAUCUGUGAACUUUGGAAAUUGAACAAACCUGAGGAACAUGUAAUGAUGAAGUACUUGCGGAAGAAGGGCUUAACACGACAAGCCAUAUAUAAAGAUAUGAGUACAACUCUGGGGAAGGAUGACCCUCCUAUGCCAACGUCAAGGGGUGGACACUAGAGCUUACGCCUGGCAGGAAGAGCCUUGAAGACGACCCCGACCUGACAGGCCUGUCAUGUCAUCAACAUUAGAAGAGACUCCACCUUAUGUGAUGACCGACCGGUGAACCGCUGAACUUUCAUAUUACUACUUCAGUAGGCAUUUGCCAGGAGAGACAUUUCAUUAUCAUAUGAACUUUGGUAAUGAAGAAAGUAUCAACUCAUUGGGCUCCAAAGUAUAUAUGAAAUAGAUAUCAAAAUUGUUGUCCUCAAUAUGAUAUUACAAAGAUGUUCCUUA
Messenger RNA from Haliotis rufescens (red abalone), 1163 nucleotides. RefSeq lists its product as uncharacterized. The transcript is spliced from 4 exons. The record is from RefSeq and is a predicted model, not a curated record. The coding region runs from base 44 to 493 and encodes 149 amino acids. Lineage: Eukaryota; Metazoa; Mollusca; Gastropoda; Lepetellida; Haliotidae.